AUGGAGCCCAACUUGGGUUAUUCCAGGAUGUUCUUUUUACUCCUCCUUGCUUCGUCUUCAUUCAUUUUCCUCUCACACUUGGCUUCUGCAGCCACUCCCAAGCUCAACACUCGAGAGGUGAAUGCAUUGAAGGAGAUUGGGAGCAAGAUUAGGAAGAAGGAUUGGGACUUUGGAGUGGAUCCUUGCAGUGGAAAAGGGAAUUGGAACGUUUCUGAUGAUAGAAAAGGAUUUGAGACCUCUGUGAUAUCCUUGAAGGCUCAGAAUCUGUCUGGGAGUCUCUCACCAGAGUUUUCCAAGCUUCAUUAUCUCACACAAUUGGACCUCAGUCGUAACGUCAUCACUGGUUCUAUACCUCGACAGUGGGCUACCAUGCGCUUGGUUGAGAUCUCUUUAAUGGGAAACAGAUUAUCUGGGCCAUUCCCUCAAGUUCUCACCAAUAUCACAACCCUCAGAAACUUGAGGAUAAGCGACAAUAAUUUCUUUGGGAAGAUACCUGAUUUCAUUAGUAAUUGGACAGUGAUAGAAAAGCUGCAUAUGCACGGUUGUUCUCUUGAGGGGCCAAUACCUUCAAGCAUUUCUGCUUUGACAAGUUUAAGUGAUUUAGACUUGAGUUACAAUGACUUGAGUGGAGAGAUACCUGAAUCUUUUGCCGAACUUGACAAAGUAGACUUCAUGUAUCUUACUGGGAACAAGUUAUCAGGGGUUAUACCUGGCUGGGUCCUAGGAAAUAACAAAAAUAUAAACCUUGUUGAGAGCUACUCUUCAUCUGUAAAUACGCAAAAUAAGAUUCAUUCAUGCUUAAAAAGGAACUUUCCAUGCCCUGCUUCAGCUAGCCAAUAUCAGUACGCCUUGAACAUUAAUUGUGGGGGCAAGGAAGCAAAUGUUAGUGGUCAUAUUUAUGAAGCUGACAGUGAACGAAAAGGUGCUGCGAUGUUAUAUUACACUAGCCAGGAUUGGGCUCUGAGCAGCACUGGAAACUUCAUGGACAAUGAUAUUGACUCUGAUCCAUAUACUGUGACCAAUACUUCUAGACUUAAUGUCUCUGCACUCAACUCACAACUAUACACAACAGCUCGCGUUUCUCCCCUUGCUCUCACAUACUAUGGCCUCUGCCUAAUAAAUGGAAAUUACACAAUCAAGCUUCACUUUGCAGAGAUUAUUUUCAUCAAUGAUAGGUCACUUAAUAGUCUUGGAAAGCGGGGGAAUUUAGUGCUUAAAGACCUUGAUAUCCAAAGAGAAGCUGGUGGUACUGGCAAGCCGAUUGUAAAGACAUUCAAUGCUACUGUCACCCAACAUACUUUGAAGAUUCACUUCUACUGGGCUGGAAAAGGAACCACUGGCAUUCCCACAAGAGGAGUUUAUGGACCUCUAGUAUCUGCUAUUUCAGGAUGGCAACAGAACUUAUGUCAUACUGGCAAUUGGCAUAGUCGCUGGUGUUUUGGUUCUUCUACUUCUGGUGCUGGUUUUCAUGAGGUGGAUGGGAUGGUUAGGAGGAAAAGAUCCAGUGGCCUACUAUCAGAUGGUACAAUAAUAGCCGUAAAGCAGCUAUCUUCAAAAUCUAAACAAGGAAACCGUGAGUUUGUGAAUGAGAUGGGGUUGAUAUCUGGACUCCAACAUCCCAAUCUUGUUAAGCUUUAUGGAUGUUGUGUGGAGGGGAACCAGCUAAUACUGAUAUACGAGUAUAUGGAAAAUAAUUGUCUCUCUCGGGUUCUUUUUGGGAGGAACCCAGAGAACAGAAUAAAACUAGACUGGCCAACAAGGAAGAAAAUUUGUCUUGGAAUAGCUAAAGCUUUGGCUUAUCUUCAUGAAGAGUCGAGAAUAAAAAUCAUACAUAGGGAUAUAAAGGCAAGCAAUGUAUUGCUCGACAAGGAUUUUAAUGCUAAAGUUUCAGAUUUUGGGUUGGCAAAACUUAUUGAAGAUGACAAAACCCAUAUUAGCACUCGAGUUGCAGGAACAAUUGGUUAUAUGGCUCCUGAGUAUGCAAUGCGUGGCUAUCUAACCGACAAAGCAGAUGUUUAUAGCUUUGGGGUGGUUGCACUGGAAACUGUCAGCGGAAAGAGCAAUACAAAUUUCAGGCCAAACGAGGAUUUUGUUUACCUUCUUGAUUGGGCCUAUGUUUUGCAAGAGAGAGGGAGUCUUCUGGAGCUGGUUGACCCAGAUUUGGGUUCAGAAUAUUCAACUGAGGAGGCCAUGGUGGUGCUAAAUGUGGCUCUCUUAUGUACUAAUGCAUCUCCUACGCUUAGACCAACAAUGUCUCAAGCUGUGAGCAUGCUUGAAGGUUGGACUGAUAUUCAGGAUCUACUUUCUGAUCCGGGAUAUUCAGCUGUUAGUUCCAGUUCCAAGUAUAAGAGCAUAAGAAAUCACUUCUGGCAGAAUCCAAGUAGAACGCAUAGCAUGUCAAUACCUAGUGUAUAUACUGAUUCCUCUGGGUCACAUGUUGAAACAGAAAAGAGCUAUCAACUUGUAACAGUUAAUUCAGAUGGAUCAGACAAGGGAAAUUAG
Messenger RNA from Sphenostylis stenocarpa, 2502 nucleotides. Lineage: Eukaryota; Viridiplantae; Streptophyta; Magnoliopsida; Fabales; Fabaceae. The record is from the annotation of a GenBank genome assembly.